CAAAGUAAGAACAGUUAAGUUCAUUUUGAGAGGUUUGAAAUCAAGCAAGAAGAGAGGUCAAGGGAGCUGGUGAGAAGGUCCAGGAGACAGGAGCGACAGAAGCCACAAGGAGCUGGCUGAAUUCCCAGGACAGGUAGCCAGGAGAGGCCUUCUUUUGGGUGCUACUUGAGAAAGUUUGGUUUGUCAUUCAGUUUUCCUGGUGACUUCAAAUCCAUUGCUGGUUGUCUUUUCCUCUCUUCUCCCAUCAUUCUUGUGUGGUACCCAGAAACUGACUUCUGGUUUUUAAGAAGUGUGCUGACGGGAGAUAUGAUGUAUUGGAAGGUCCUGAGAAUAAGCCUGGUGGUUCUGGCUGGGUGGGCAAUCAGUACCACUAACUCGGAGCUGGGCUGGACACGCAAGAAAUCCCUGGCCCAGAGGGGACUCCUGAAGCAGGUGCCGUUGGAAGGUGAACACUGUUGGCUGGGGCACAAGGUUCGAAGACCCAGAACUGCUCCCCAGCACCAUCUCUUUGGGGUCUACCCAAGCCGACCUGAAAGCUACCUGAGGUCCUACCCUGUGGGGAAGCAGCAAACCCAGAAUGCAGGAUGGAGUAAACAAAGCGCAGCAAGACAUGCUUCUAGUGGUGUUCCUGGAGACCUGACUGAAAACCCAGCAGGAGUGAGGAGGGCGUCUGAGCAGCCAGCUGCCCCGUGGGUAAGGGAUGGUCCUAUUGGGCAAUCAGAGCUGCCGAGAGAUGAUGACAGUUAUCCUGGCAAGAGAGAAUCCAACGAGGUUCUAGGUGAGCCUGUGACUCGGGGAAGCUCAGAAACUGCUGCCUCCACCAUUGCCACCUUUGUGUACCGGAAGGGACCCUCAGCAGGGACCCGGAGGAAGGGUGAGACCAAGCCUAGGUUUCCUCACCAAGUGCAGAAGAGGCAGGCAGAAGUGACCAGAGACCCCCAGAAUAACCCUCAAGAUUUCCGGCUUUGGCCUAAGGACCCCCGUAAGCACGGAGACAGUGACAUUCCAUUGGAAGGCACCAUCCAAAAUGGUGGAGGGGCCUCUGGCUGGGGAGCAGAGACCUUUAACCCUCAAGGAGGAUUGCCUGUACUGUACUUCUCUGGGAAGAGGGAGCGGCUGCUCCUGCGUCCAGAAGUGCUGGCUGAGAUUCCCCGGGAGGCGUUCACAGUGGAAGUCUGGGUGAGACCAGAGGGAGGACAGAGCAACCCAGCCAUCUUUGCAGGUGUAUUUGAUAACUGCUCUCACACGGCCAGUGACAAGGGCUGGGCCCUGGGGAUCCGCUCAGGGCAGGACAAGGGGAGGAGAGAUGCUCGCUUCUUCUUUUCCCUCCGCACGGACCGAGUGAAGAAAGCUACUGUUGUGAUUAGCCACAGCCGCUACCGGCCAGGCACAUGGACUCACGUGGCAGCCACUUACGAUGGACAGCGUAUAGCUCUGUACGUGGACGGCACUCGAGUGGCUAGUAGUCCUGACCAGUCUGGCCCACUGAAUAGCCCUUUCAUGGCGUGUUGCCGAUCUCUGCUCCUGGGAGGGGACAGCUCCGAAGAUGGGCAUUAUUUCCGCGGAUACCUGGGAAUGCUGGCCAUCUGGUCGACCGCCCUCUCACAAACGCACCUCCAGCACAGUCUGCAGCAUCCAGGCGGAGCAGAUGAGUUGAACACCCUGAUCCUGACAGCUACUUUCGCUCCUCUGAAGGAACAGUGGGUCCCCUUUAGAGAUGAGACAUAUCCCUGGCUGGAGGUUCUCAAGGACUCUGAGUCACAGCCUGAGAUUCUGUCACCUUUACAGCCCCCACCCUGUGGGCAAACAGCUUGCGACAACGUGGAACUGAUCUCCCAGUACAACAAGCACGGGCCCCUUCGGCGAGAGAAAGUGAUCCGUUACCAGGUGGUCAACAUCUGUGAUGAUGAGGGGCUGCAUCCCAUUGUGAGCGACGAUCAGAUCCGCCGGCAGCACCAGGCGCUGAAUGAGGCCUUCAGCAGCUACAACAUCAGCUGGCAGCUGAGUGUCCACUGGGUCCACAACUCCACUCUUCGCCACCGGGUUGUGCUCGUUAACUGUGAGCCCAGCAAGAUUGGCAAUGACCACUGUGACCCUGAGUGUGAGCAUCCACUCACUGGCUACGAUGGGGGCGAUUGCCGCCUGCAGGGCCGCUGCUACUCCUGGAAUCGCAGGGAUGGACGCUGUCACGUGGAGUGCAAUAACAUGCUGAAUGAUUUUGAUGACGGGGACUGCUGUGAUCCUGAAGUGACCGAUGUCCGCAAGACUUGCUUUGACCCUGACUCACCCAAGAGAGCAUACAUGAGUGUGAAGGAGCUGAAGGAGGUCUUGCAGCUCAACAGUAGUCAUUUCCUCAAUGUCUACUUCGCCAGCUCUGUUCGGGAAGACCUUGCAGGUGCUGCCACAUGGCCCUGGGACAAGGAAGCUGUCAGUCACCUGGGUGGUGUCGUCCUCAACCCAGCCUAUUACGGCAUGCCGGGCCACACCAACAUCAUGAUCCAUGAGGUGGGACACGUCCUGGGACUUUACCAUGUUUUCAAAGGCGUCAGUGAAAGAGAGUCCUGUGAUGAUCCCUGUAGAGAGAUAGUGCCUUCCAUGGAGACAGGAGACCUGUGUGCUGACACUGCUCCUACACCCAAGAGCAAGCUGUGUCAGGACCCAGAGCCAGCUAAUGACACCUGUGGCUUCACUGGCUUCCCGGGGGCUCCAUUCAGUAACUACAUGAGCUACACAGAUGAUGACUGCACGGACAACUUCACCCCAAACCAAGUGGCCCGGAUGCAUUGCUAUUUGGACCUCGUAUACCAGCAAUGGAGUGAAAGCCAAAAGCCCACCCCUAUACCCAUCCCGCCAAUGGUUAUUGGGCAAACCGACAAGUCCCUCACUAUCCACUGGCUGCCUCCCAUUAGCGGAGUGGUGUAUGACAGGGCCCCUGGCAGUAUGUGCGGUGCCUGCACUGAAGAUGGGACAUUCCUUCAGUAUGUACACAAGGCAUCCUCCGGGCGGGUGUGUGACUCUUCAGGUUACUGGACUCCGGAGGAGGCUGUGGGGCCCCCUGAUGUGGAUCAGCCCUGUGAGCCUAGCUUGCAGGCCUGGAGUCCUGAGCUCCACCUGUACCACAUGAAUAUGACGGUGCCCUGCCCAGUAGAAGGCUGCAGCCUGGAACUGCUUUUCCAACACCCGGUUGAAGCUGAUACUCUCACACUCUGGGUCACUUACCUCUCCGUGGACUCUUCCAAGGCACUCUUUGAUGUAGAGAUCUUGCUAGAACACAAGGAAUCUGUGCACCUGGGGCCCUUAAACACUUUUUGUGACACGCCGCUCACCAUCAAGCUCCACGUGGAUGGGAAGGUCUUGGGAGUCAAAGUCUACACCCUUGAUGAACGAAUGGAAAUUGAUGCGGCUCUCUUGACGUCUCGGCCCAAUAGUUCCCUGUGUUCUGGAUGCAGGCCUGUGAGUUACCAUGUUCUCAGAGAGCCUCCUUUCUCCAGUGGCUUGCCCGUGGUGGUGACACACCCGCACAGGAAGUUCACCGACAUCGAGGUCGUGCCUGGGCAGACAUAUCAGUACCAAGUUCAAGCUGCAGCUGGAGGGGAACUCGGAGAAGCGUCACCACCUCUGAGCCACAUCCAUGGAGGCCCUUACUGUGGAGAUGGGAAGGUGGCAAGGAGUAUGGGAGAAAUGUGCGAUGAUGGAGACCUGUUAAACGGAGAUGGGUGCUCCAAAGCAUGUGAGCUGGAGGAAGGCUUCCACUGUGUAGGGGAGCCAAGCCUUUGCUACAGGUAUGAGGGAGAUGGGAUUUGUGAACCUUUUGAGAAAGAAAUCAGCAUCAUAGACUGUGGCCUGCAUACUCCUGAAGGACACUUGGACCAGUGGGCUACCCAGGCUUAUUCCUACCAUGAAGACAAGAAGAAGUGUCCCGUUUCCAUGCUCACAGGAGAACCUCUUUCAAUGAUCUGUACUUCACACCAUCCAGAUUCAUCCCCACAGCAUCUCUUUACUGGCUGGUUUCCUUGUGUCUUCAGUCUGAAGAAUGUCCAGGAUGAAGGCAGUGAGCAGCCUAAACAUGGCCUUCAGAAGGACAAUGAAAUUUGGCUCGAAGUGUGUUUCGAUAGACCAGGAGUUGCUGUGGCAAUUUUCCUUUUCUUGGCAUCUGAUGGCCUGGUCCCUGGGGAGCAGCAGCAGCCAACAGUGACUGCCUACUUGAUUGAUGUCAGUGGAAGCAACCACUCUCUUGGAACCUAUGACCUGUCAUGUCAACAUAAUCCACUGGUUAUCAAUAUGAGCCAUCAUGCGAAUGCCUGCCCCCACCAUACCUCCUCCAUGCUGCUGAAUUUUUCAUCCCCACUGGUAGGCAUCUCAGCAGUGGCUCUAAGGACAUCCUCCCACACCAGGUCUUCAGCUCCCGAUAACUGCAUCCUGGAGCAGAACCAUCAGGGACAGAGCUGUGCCCAACGACAAUGUGGAGAACACAGAUCAUGUACACCAUUGCUACUUGAUCAUGCGGACAUGGUAAAUUGUACCUCCAGUGGUCCAGGUCACAUGAAGUGUGCUGUCACUUGUCAAAGGGGGUUUGUCCUUCAGACCAGCAGUGGGCAGUACCUCAGGACCAUGCAGAAAGAGACUCUCCUCACUUGUUCCUCUGGCCACUGGGACAAGGAUGUGACCUGCAAGCCUCUUGACUGUGGUGUUCCAGACUCGUCCUUGGUGAAUUAUGCAAACUUCUCCUGUUUGGAGGGUACUGGAUUCCUGAAACGCUGUUCCAUCUCAUGUGUCCCACCAGCCAAGCUCCAAGGACUGAGCCCGUGGCUGACCUGUCUUGAAGAUGGACUCUGGUCUCUCCCUGAAGUCUACUGCAAGUUGGAAUGUGAUGCUCCUCCAGUUAUUCCAAAUGCUAACUUGCUGCUGCCCCAGUGCCUAGAGGGCAACCAUGAUGUGGGCACCAUUUGCAGAUAUGAAUGCAAACCAGGCUACUACGUGAAGGAGACUACGGGAAGCCAAGGCAGGAACAAAUUCCUGAAAAUACAAUGCCUGGAUGAUGGAACCUGGGAGCAAGGGAGCUGCGUCCCAGUGGUCUGUGAGCCUCCUCCUCCGGUCUUUGAAGGCAUGUAUGAAUGUACUGAUGGCUUCAAGCUGAACAGCCAGUGCGUACUCAACUGUAACCAGGAAAAGGAAAGGGUUCCGAUCCUCUGCACUGAAGACGGGCUGUGGACCCAGGAGUUCAAGCUGUGUGAAAACCUGCAAGGGGAAUGCCCACCACCCACGUUAGAGCUGAACUCUGUGGAGUACAAGUGUGAACAGGGAUAUGGGAUUGGUGCAGUGUGUUCCCCAUCAUGUGUAACCCCCCCUAGUGACCCUGUCAUACUACCAGAGAAUGUGACUACUGACGCUUUGGAGCACUGGAUGGAACCUAUCAGAGUCCAGAGCAUUGUGUGUACCGGCAGGCGUCAGUGGCACCCAGAUCCCUCCCUGAUCCACUGCAUCCAGUCAUGUGAGCCUUUCCAAGCAGAUGGCUGGUGUGACACUAUCAAUAACCGGGCCUAUUGCCACUAUGAUGGGGGAGACUGCUGCUCUUCCACACUCUCUUCCAAGAAGGUUAUUCCAUUUGCUGCUGACUGUGACCUGGAUGAAUGCACCUGUCGUGACCCCAAGGCAGAAGAAAAUCAAAAGCAGUAAACUCAAGGACCAGAGCCCACCAUCCUCUGCUCUGGAGGCAGACUAAGAGAUAGAGGCUCCCAUAUCAGGAUGCAAAGGGUGAAUACAGGACUCAUGGUGGAAUGAGAGCCUAGGCCAGAGCCUCUAACAGAUGCAAGAGAAUGUUCGUAGGUGCCAAUUAAUGCAUUAAGUAGCCCAAGUAGGGAGGAAUCACAUGCGAAAGUUUCUGUAAAAAGAUAAUUGAUUAGAAAUGGAAGGAGAAGGACAUUUGUACUCUUCCCCAUUUGUACUCUACUCCAUCCUUUUCUCGAUUCUCAUGCUCCUCCCCACUCUGCAUGCUGUCAGUGGCUCAGCCGCACCCAACAUGCAAACAUUAGAAAAUAAGCUGCCAGGGACACUCUGUUAAUACCCAUUUCAAGUGGACUGUCAUCUUCCAGGGCUCAUCUACUCUAAACUGGCCCUUUGCCUUUCUUUUGCAUAGUCUCUCUUAAAUAAUGAGGUUA
This is a messenger RNA of Psammomys obesus (fat sand rat), 6158 nucleotides long. It is a transcript of the gene Pappa2, whose product is annotated as pappalysin 2. Lineage: Eukaryota; Metazoa; Chordata; Mammalia; Rodentia; Muridae. The transcript is spliced from 22 exons. The record is from RefSeq and is a predicted model, not a curated record. Gene Ontology annotation, molecular function: metallopeptidase activity. Bases 307 to 5676 code for a protein of 1789 amino acids.